Molecule: messenger RNA, 537 nt
Organism: Ostertagia ostertagi
Lineage: Eukaryota; Metazoa; Nematoda; Chromadorea; Rhabditida; Trichostrongylidae
Source: the annotation of a GenBank genome assembly
AUGUUGGAACGUCCAUUGUCGACGACGACUCUCAGGCAAAAACUGGAUGGCCUGGCUAAUCCCUAUGAGAAGGACUCCACAAAAGGACAAGAAGACACCAUAUUUGAACUGUUCAAAAUCCCCGGUAAAAACGAGGCCUCAAUUGGACGAUUGCUCACGGUGCUUAAAGCGUUUGGUCUUCGUAUGGAUGAUCCACGGCUCAAACCGAUGAUGCGAAAAUUGAAACAAAUCGAAAAACAGGAAGAGGAGAAGAUGAAUGAAGUGCUUGAACCGAAACACUGGAAACUGAACAAGGAACAAUUUAUAGAUUGUGUUGCCUGCAGUGUGAGCUUGAUCGUGCAGGCGUUACAAAAUGAUCUCGUUAUUCCUUCAUGGGGUGCAUUUGCAGAUGAAAUCCGCAGGAUCUAUGAUGAAUGCCUCGAAAUUCGUGACGGUACUGUGGCCAGUUAUAUACCUCAGUUAGCUCGGCAAUCACCUCAUCUGUGGGGAGUGUCGGUUUGCACAGUCGACGGACAAAGAGUACGUCAAUCGCUUUGA